AUGGCCGACACUCAAGCUGCGGGCGGUGACUCUAACCCCUCGAGGGGCAGUCGUAACCGCGGAAGAGGUCGCGGCGGUGGAGGAGGAGGAGGAGGAGGAGGAGGCAAUUCUGGAACCCGGGGAAAAGGAAGAGGAGGACGUGGCAGGGGCGGUAACAACGCUGCAGUGCCAACUCAGCCAGACACCUCGAGCACAUCUCAUCCAUCUAUCACCAAGGCCGAUAACAAGGUGCUUACACGUACGGCCGCAGAGGAUGAUGAUACGGCGAGUAGCGACGGAGAGGUAUGCUUCAUCUGCGCAGAGCCCAUCAAGUUCCACUCGAUUGCACCAUGCAACCACAAGACCUGCCACAUCUGUGGUCUUCGCAUGAGGGCCCUGUACAAGACCAAGGACUGUCCUCAUUGCCGAACUCCUUCUCCCUUCGUCGUCUUCACAGAGGAUGCGAAUAAGCGAUACGAAGAUUACACCAACGCCGACAUUACAAGUUUCGACAGCAACAUUGGUAUUCGAUAUACCAACGAGGAGAUUGUUGGCGACACUGUCGUGCUCCUCCGAUACAACUGCCCUGCGGAGGACUGCGUUUUCGCUGGAUUAGGCUGGCCAGAUCUUCACAGGCACGUCCGCUCAACGCAUCAAAUGAAGAUGUGCGACCUGUGUACCAGGAACAAGAAGGUUUUUACUCACGAGCACGAGCUCUUCGCGGACAAAGAGCUCGAGAAGCAUAUGAGACAUGGAGACGACAGACCAGGUGCCAUUGAUCAGACGGGCUUUAAGGGCCACCCACUCUGCGGAUUCUGCGGAUCGCGUUUCUACGACGACGAUAAGCUAUUUGAUCACUGUCGCGAAAAGCACGAGAGAUGUUUCAUCUGCGACCGGAGAGACUCGAGACACCCCCACUACUUUGUCAACUACAAUGCCCUAGAGAAGCAUUUCGAAAAAGAUCACUUCCCUUGUCUGGAUAAAGAAUGUUUGGAGAAGAAGUUCGUCGUCUUUGAGUCGGAGAUGGACUUGAAGGCACAUCAACUGGCAGAGCAUGGCAACUCUCUGUCCAAGGAUGUUCGGAGAGAUGCGAGGGUAGUCAACAUGUCAGGCUUUGACUAUAGAUCGCCAUACGAGAACGAGAGACGCGGAGGGAGUGGGGGAGGAAGAAGCGGCGGCAGUGGCGAUGGACCUUCAGGCGGACGCCAAGGUCGUGGCCGUGGUCGGGAUCCCAAUGCAGAGCCCAUACCCCAGAGCUCUGCGCAACCGCUCCGUCGCGAUGAGCUUGCCUUCCAAAGACAGAUGGCCAUCCAUUCAGCACAGUCAGUUUCCAACCGCACCUUUGAUGGCUCGCUCUCCCAGCCAUCAAGCACGACACCGGCUUCCUCGACUCGCCGAGGUAACGGUGCGCCGGCACCUGGAGGAUCAUCACGUCAAGGUCCCGCAGCCGCGGCUAACCCUGCACCUGUGUUGCCCACUGUCGAGAUGGAGCAGCUCAACGUGACCGAUAUCGCAUCGUUGCCUCCUCAGGAGAGGGCGGUGAUGUUGCGCCACCAAGGAGUUGUUGAGCGCGCCUCAAACAUGCUUGGCCACGACCAGUCCAAGAUGAAUGCGUUCCGCGAGUACAUUUCGAAUUUCCGGAAAGGAAAACUUACCGCCCCUCAACUGGUCGAUGCCUUCUUUUCGCUCUUCGCCGACACAUCGUCAAACGCGUUGGGCACUCUGGUCCGUGAGGUUGCUGAUUUGUUCGAGGACAAGAGCAAGGUCACUGCCCUGCAUAAAGCAUGGCAGGACUGGAGAGCCAUCAAUGAAGAUUACCCGUCUCUGCCUGGCUUGGGCGGUAUGCACGGCGCGACGACAGCCUCAAGCGGCUGGGCCAGCGCGGCCUCCCCAUCCCCCACUGCACCAGCGGCGGCACCGAACCAGAACCAGAAGCACUCAAACAGAGUGUUAAGGCUGAAGAACAGCACCCGAGCCGGCGCCUCGGGACCUAAGCCCGUGACACCGGCCUUUUCGAGUAACUGGGUCUCGUCAUCGAGCGGCUCGCGUCCUCCACCAGUAUCAUCCGCAUUCCCUGCGCUCCCCGCGGCUUCCUCGUCAUCCAAGUCUUCGGCACCCCAGCCAUCCUGGAUCGGGCCGAACAAACCUUCCGCCUCCAGAUCAUCCGGCCCCGCAGGCCCGGUGCGUUCGACGCCCGCCGGUCGCCCGCCGCCAUCUUCUGCCUUCCCCGCGUUGCCCCCAGCGCAGAAACCCCUCACAACAAUCUUCGGCUACGGCACGGGCCGAGGUGUACGACGCGAUCUUGGCGGUGCCGCUAGCAGCUUCAGUUGGGGAUCGGCCCCGGGAAGCGGAGCAGCAAGCGAGAAUGUGUCGGAGAAGGAGGAGGAGGACGCUGUCCAGAGCACAGGCGGAAAGAAGAAGAAGGGCAAAAAGGUGCUUGUCCAGUGGGGUUAA
Molecule: messenger RNA, 2433 nt
Organism: Colletotrichum orchidophilum
Lineage: Eukaryota; Fungi; Ascomycota; Sordariomycetes; Glomerellales; Glomerellaceae
Product: zinc finger protein
Exons: 2
Coding region: 1-2433 (810 amino acids)
Biological process (GO): rescue of stalled cytosolic ribosome; protein ubiquitination
Molecular function (GO): ribosome binding; ubiquitin protein ligase activity
Source: RefSeq, a predicted model, not a curated record